Volvox carteri f. nagariensis is the source of this 3930-nucleotide messenger RNA. RefSeq lists its product as uncharacterized. Gene Ontology annotation, molecular function: protein binding. The coding region runs from base 1 to 3930 and encodes 1309 amino acids. The record is from RefSeq and is a predicted model, not a curated record. NCBI's taxonomy places the organism in Eukaryota, Viridiplantae, Chlorophyta, Chlorophyceae, Chlamydomonadales, Volvocaceae. The transcript is spliced from 12 exons.
AUGUCUGCCCUUCUGGAGUUCCUGGACUGGUUUUGGCCGGACAUGGGUUGGGAGCACCACAAGCAGGCCAUCGUGCUCUCCAAGCGGCUGCUGCAGCCCAGGAGCCCCAACACAUAUCCGGACCUGCAGAUAGACCCGCAGCUCAGAGCAGCCUGGCACUCCUUCACCUACUGCUUCUGGCACGGAACAAGACACUUGCCGGCGGCGCCGCCACCGCCCGGCGAUCCCCCGGCCGCGCUCUACGCCUCCGCGCGCGAGUGGUUGACCAAGCUGGUGGGCGACCGGGGAUUUGAGGCAGAGGGCCACAUUAUUUCUUCACUCCAGUCCUGGAUUCAGGCCAUGCAGCCGAGGCUCCAAGAGGCCUUUCCCAACGUGGACUGGUCGCGGUGGCCUGAUGUGGCGUGGCCGGACGUGGAGUGCGCAUGUCGUACCGUGGAGAAGCGUGGCGCCAUAAAGCGGCAGCAGGAGGAGGACUACGCGGUGCGGUGGCCGCUGCGGGUCACGCAGGGCCGACCAAAGUUCAACCACUUGAAAGUGGAGGCGCGCGACGGUUUCGGCGUGGGCAUUCCGCCCGUGAAGAGCCCUCCCGCGCUGGGGUUCUUGGCCGUGUCCGACGUGAUGUGCGCCUUCAAGCAGGCCACGCAGCACUGGCCCUCUGCUCAGCCGGCCAGCUCCACCUACCUGGCGCAGCAGGACGUGGUGCAGAGCUUCGUGCAGAACGUGCUGCGGGAGACGCGGGGGCCGCUAGCGCCAGGCAUCGCACACGAAAAAUACAGAUACCUGGGCUUCGUGGCUUGCUGCGUGCUAGGAUGGAACAGCGCCCUGCCUCACCUGUCGGCCUUGGUACAGAGUACCGCAGCUUGGGGUGCGCAGCGAUUGGUGUUCCCGAAUACGCUGCCUGCCGUGCAGGGCCCGGGUCCCUUGCCAGGCCUGCCCGGCAGCGUCCCACAUCCACUCAGCUUGGGCCUGCCGGCAGGGCCAGGGCCCGUGGCCGGAGGUCUAACGCUGCAGGAGCACCUCGCGACGCGCACUCGACCGAGCCCGUUCACGGCCGGUGGCGGUAAUGGCACUGCACAUUCAUCCUCGAAUGGGAUUGGCUUGGAGAGAAGCCAGUCGCUGCUGUGUCAAGGGGUACCCUCGCCGCAGACCCUACAUAUACAUCAGCCCCAGCCGGGCGUGCCGUUCUUGCAGAGCCACGGCGCCGAUCCGGCCGCCGCCAGCCCAUACGGCCUGUAUGGGAUGUUCGGAACCCCGCAGCCGGCUGUGCUUGAGCCGCCGCCGGCCCAGCAAGGACUGCCGUUCCAGCUCCAUACGCAACCCCACCAGGCCAUGUUGGAUCCGAUCUGGAACACACUGCUCGAUAUAGCGGCGGCCGGUGACGGCGGCGGCGCCGGGUCCUCCCUGGCACCCAGCGGCGCCGGUGACGCGCCGCCGCCGCUUCCUCAGAGCGUCCUGUUGCCGCAGCCCCUGCCGCUAGCACUCCCUGACGCCACAGUUCCCCCAUCGGCGUCGGCGUCGCUGCCGCAACCGCCCCCUGCGCCGCAGCUGCUACAGCUUCCUAACUGCGGAGGCAUAGAAAGCACUCGUCUGAUCAGGCUGGACCAUGCAGGCGCUUACCCGCUGGAAUCAGGCGAAUCGACACCCGUCAGUGACAGCGACGACCGAAGCGCACCCGUCGGUAGCGCCAGCACAAGCGGACCGCUCGGGGACGGAGCAUAUGCAAUUGAAUCGCACCCUCUGGCCGCGGCCGGGCCCCUUGCAAUGGCGGAUGCGGAAGCCGCUGCGGCGGAACGGGGGGGGCCAGCAGCGGCUUUGCCACUGGCGAGGCGUUCGGUUGGGGAAGACAUCGCGACAGUGGGGGAGGCGGCCAUGAUGGGGGCUCGGCGGUCAGUGGGCGCGGAUACGUCUGUGGGCCCAUCGGUGGGGGUGACAGUGAGUGACACUGUCGGACGGCAAGGGAGUCGGCGCACGAGACAGGACGUGGCAGCGGCGGAUCUGGGCAUUCAGCCGGCACCAGGAUCCUUGGUGGAGCGUUGCUCCAAGCGGCCGAACGCGCAGGUUUCGGCCAGCGACCAGAGCACCUCUUUAGCAGCUAACGGGGCCGAGCCCGACGUUGCGCAGAAGCGGUCCGACCAACUUCUCCUGCCGCAGCAAACGGACGCUUGUAUGGACCUGGAGUUGGAUCGGGGGCCACCGAUGAGCCGCGGGUCGGUCAGGGUCGGGACAAGCGAGGCCGACGAGCAGGAGAUGGACUUCCGCCAGGCGCGUGCCCUGCGAGCGACGCUGGGCCGGAAGCUGCUACGGCUGCUGCGCGGCUAUGUGGAGCCCGCGCCUCUUUCCGGCGGCAGCGGCUCGGACAGCGCUGCGGCGACUGCGGAGGUACACCGCCGCGCCGAGGAGCUGUUGGAGCGUGGCGCGCCCGUGGACGCGACUGAGGACGCUGAGGAGGCGGCUGCUGUGGCGACCACUGCGGCGGGCGCUGUGGCAUCUGCCGACGCGGCGCCUCCAGAUUCCGGAUCCGGAUCCGGGGCUUGCUCCGGCACCUCUGGCUACACUGCCUUGCACUGGGCCUGUCUCCGUGGUGAUGUGGCCCUAGCGGAGCUGCUCAUCCGGCACGGGGCCGACCCGGACUGCCGCGACGCCGCCGGCACUCCCGCCCGGCUGGUGAACCCGGCCUUCACAGCCACGGUGACGGAGGUCACCGCACGAUGCGGGACGCGGGAAUGCGGGCCCGAUCCGAGACCUGCAGCGAACACGUUUCUUUGGCGGCAUGUGGCACUCGGGCCAGGAGAGGCCGGGGCCGACGUCGCAGGCAGUCCGGGGACUCGCUCCCUGUUGCUGGCGAUAAAGCAGGAGGACGGGGCUUGCUGCACAUACGGCCGGCCGAUACCGUACAUCCAACAGCAGUUUAAACAGUUAUUGGAACUGCUGGGAUUUAAGGGCGAACAGUUGCAGGUAUUGAUGGAUGGGCUAGGGGAGGCCGUGCGGCUACGUGACGGGCAGCAGCAGCACGGCGUGCCUCAUAUGGGCCUUGUGUCCGGCAGGGGACCCUCGGGGCAGUGCUUGCAACCACCACGGACUGAGGGCGUGCGGGGACCGCUGCCUCAUUCGUCGCCGCCGCCGGCGGCACCGCCACCGCUGAGGGUUUGCAUGCGCGCCGUGGGAAGCUGUAGCGCUGCGCAGCUUCGUAACAUCAUUUUGGAGCGUUACAGCCAGCCGGGGGUGGCGAAGCGAUUGGCGGGUGCUACGACAGGCCACGGUGGCGGCGAUGGCAGCUACCUGGCUUCGGGCUGGACGCUGUGCGUGAACUACUCCGCCCAACAGCUAGCGCUGCGGCGGCGACCCAGCGGUCAACAGCUGCUCGCUGCCGCCUGGCGGGAGUGCGCCGACAGAGGGGACGGCUCCGUGCCGUGCUACCUAGACGCCGUCCGCCUGUACAUUGCAGACGGGUCGGGCCGCGUGCUGCGGCCUUUCCUCGUAAGCGAUGCAGCAACGACCACAGGCGCGGCCUCGAGUGCUACAGUCCCCACGUCCGUGGCGGCAUCCGCCUCAGCCGCUGUGACAUUACAUGACCCGCAGGUACUUCAGGAUGACCGACAUAAGCGGCUUCAGCCGCCUAGUGAUUGCCAGCACCGGCAUCUGCAGCUGCAGCUGCAGCAUGAGCCGCCAGCGGUGUCAUCCGACGCGGACCUUGUUGCGGGUGUUCGGGGCUCCUCGACUGAGGCGCUCAAAGGUCACCUGCGGGAGCUGCUGCGCCAGGCCGAUGAUGUGGCGGGGCAGCUGGCGGCGAGCGACCCGACGGCGGCGCCGGCUGUGGUGCUGCGGCUGCUACGGGACACGCGUGUUCUGUACCAGUGCGCGGCUUUGGGCGCGGGGCGCGAGACUGGCAGCCGGCGGGACGCCGGGGAUGCGGCUGCAGGUGGCGGUUAA